AUGGGUCUCUCAUACAACGUUUACUUGACUGCCAACAAGAUCUUUGGUUGUAAGGGAUGCAAGACCCAUCUGGCAGACUUCAAUGAGAUUAUGAGCCGGAACUUCCGAGGCCAACACGGGAAAGCAUACCUCUUCAAUAAAGUUGUCAACGUCACGCAAGGCGAAGCUGUAGAGCGCAGCAUGACAACAGGACGACAUAUUGUGCGCGACAUUUCGUGCAGACAGUGCAAGGAAACGGUAGGAUGGAAAUACGACAAGGCGUACGAGAACAGUGAGAAAUACAAGGAGGGAAAGUUCAUCCUCGAGGAGGAACUCUUCUGUGUCGUUUGUUAG
Molecule: messenger RNA, 333 nt
Organism: Penicillium crustosum
Lineage: Eukaryota; Fungi; Ascomycota; Eurotiomycetes; Eurotiales; Aspergillaceae
Product: putative Yippee zinc-binding protein Moh1
Exons: 2
Coding region: 1-333 (110 amino acids)
Cellular component (GO): ubiquitin ligase complex
Source: RefSeq, a predicted model, not a curated record